Messenger RNA from Plenodomus lingam JN3, 708 nucleotides. RefSeq lists its product as uncharacterized. NCBI's taxonomy places the organism in Eukaryota, Fungi, Ascomycota, Dothideomycetes, Pleosporales, Leptosphaeriaceae. Gene Ontology annotation, cellular component: nucleolus; preribosome, large subunit precursor; nucleus. Gene Ontology annotation, biological process: endonucleolytic cleavage in ITS1 to separate SSU-rRNA from 5.8S rRNA and LSU-rRNA from tricistronic rRNA transcript (SSU-rRNA, 5.8S rRNA, LSU-rRNA); ribosomal large subunit biogenesis; ribosome biogenesis. The record is from RefSeq and is a predicted model, not a curated record. Gene Ontology annotation, molecular function: protein binding.
AUGUCAGACACGGAAAUGGACGGUGGCGUCGCGAUACAGGCUACCUCACCCACACACUCCCAUCUCGCCGAUAAGAUCAACGGUGGUGCAAUGGACGUCACAUACGCAAACGGAGCUGCCUCCAUCGCAGACUCGACUGCGACAAGCAGACUACCCCACAGUCCUAUCACCGUGAAUAAGCCUACACCCUUCACCUUCGAUCUCGGCAACCUUCUUGCCAACGACCCAAAUCCUGUGCCCGCCAAUGCCAAUGAAGAAGUUCUUACUGCCACCGCCCGCGAUGCCGCCCAGGCGCUCAUCAACCAGUUGCUCUCCACGUGCGAAAUCAAAUCCACAACCGAGGGCGUCCAUCUCGUUCUCCCCGCCCCAACCACAGCUCUGCCCCGCGAGAAGCCCAUACCUGCAGCCAAGGAGCCGACCAAAUGGGAGCGCUUUGCAGCCAAGAAGGGUAUCAAGGACAAGAAGCGCGACGGCAAGCUGGUUUACGACGAAGAAAAGGGCGAGUGGGUACCCAAGUGGGGCUACAAGGGCAAGAACAAGGACGGCGACAACCAGUGGCUUGUUGAGGUUGACGAGAAGAAGGAGGCAGCGACCGGUGAGGCCCACAAUCAGCGUGCGGAUGGCAGGAGGGAGCGCAAAGAAAGGGUCAGGAGGAAUGAGAGGAAACAGCGUGCAAAUGAGAGCAAGUCUCGAAAGACUGCUGCAUGA